Messenger RNA from Carassius auratus (goldfish), 3792 nucleotides. RefSeq names its product dnaJ homolog subfamily B member 6-like. Gene Ontology annotation, molecular function: Hsp70 protein binding. Bases 317 to 1456 code for a protein of 379 amino acids. Lineage: Eukaryota; Metazoa; Chordata; Actinopteri; Cypriniformes; Cyprinidae. The transcript is spliced from 9 exons. The record is from RefSeq and is a predicted model, not a curated record.
AAGUUCUAGACGGGGCUGUGUUUUUGGGUCGUGACGCACCGCGUUAGAGGGCGAGGGACAGACUCAUAUAGAAGUUGGGUGUCGGUUUCACGCUGAAGUAAUGAAUCCCGGCGUGCCAGCGGCAAACGGGCGAUUCUGACUGAAUUCUGUACUAAAGCAGACGUUAAAAGAGCGUCAGUUCCUGUGAUCCGCGUCCUGGGAGUCGGGACCGACUGACGUUAGCGCCUCUCCGAGAUACCCUAGCCCUGUUUACAGAAGCACGGCUCCUCCUGGCUGGAUACAGUUCUAAAAAAGGUGGACUAAGCUGAAGGCCGCGAUGGUGGAUUACUAUGAUGUUCUGGGAGUGUCACGAAAUGCUUCUCCAGAUGACAUCAAGAAAGCUUACAGGAAACUGGCUCUACGGUGGCACCCUGACAAAAACCCAGACAACAAGGAAGAGGCAGAGAAAAAAUUUAAGGAGAUAGCAGAGGCCUAUGAAGUUCUUUCAGACAAAAGCAAACGAGAUGCUUACGACAGAUACGGUAGAUCAGACAUGCCAAGCUCGGGCUCUAGUGGUUCUUCAUUUCCUGAUGACUUCCCAGGAUUCAGCUUCACAUUCCGCAGCCCAGACGAGGUGUUUCGAGAGUUCUUCGGAGGGCAGGACCCAUUCGCAGACUUCUUUGAUGAUUUCUCAUUUGGUGGAAUGCACAGUGGGUUUCACAGCUCCUCCUCCAGGCUUGGGCCCAGUCGCUUCUUCUCCUUCCCCUCAGCAAAUGCUGAUUUCACCUCCUUCUCUUCUUCGAUGGAUGGGAUGGGCAGCCUGGGAGGAGCAAACUUCAAGUCUGUUUCUACUUCCACCCGCAUUGUCAAUGGAAAACGUAUUACCACUAAAAAGGUCAGAGAAAAUGGCCAGGAGAGAACAGAGGUUGAGGAGGAUGGGGUUUUGAAAACAGUCCUCAUCAAUGGUGUGGAGGAUGAGAUGGCCUUAGCUCUGGAACUGAGUCGUAGAGAGCAGUCCAUUCAGCCUCCCAGACAAUCCCAGCAUCCACUGCUCCACCCCUCAAACACCAGCUCUUCAAACCCCGCCCUUCGCUCCUACAGCGCCGCCCCGUUCUACCACUGUCCCGAUGCCGGUGAAGAUGAGGAGGAUGAAGACCUGCAGAUGGCGCUGGCCUACAGCUUGUCGGAGAUGGAGGCCCAGCAGCGGGCAGAGGACGUGAUCUCAGGUGCUGGGGGAGGGAGGGGGAAGCAACCAGGUGGUGGGAUGGGUACCGUUCAAAAAAACCCAGAUCAGAAAGAAGUACCAGAUAAUUCAACACAAAGCACCCCCUCGUCUCCUGAGGAUAGACUGACAGAACAGGGCCGGGCUAGAGGUUCAGAAAGUGUUGUUGUACAGGACAAGGAGAAUGACAAAAUGGCAGCCAAUGGGCCUAAUGUAGUAAAAAAGAGGAGGAAGUGUCAGUGCGUGGUCUGUUAGUAAGAAUAUGGAGAAUAAUCAUGCUUGUGUGAAAUGAGCAGAGUUUUAACCUUAUGUUUUCAUCUUAUGGUUGAUUUUUUUGUUAAUCCUUCCUGAAGUUUUUGACUGUGCUUUGACUUACAGCUCUGUUUUUUAUGGCAUUGCACAAAUGACUGUUGAAAUUUUAUUUUCUUGCAUUGUGGUACGAGUAUUAGGUGCCAAUAUCAAAGGCAGGAAAUUUUACAGGAGAUUUUGAAGGAACUGUUUGCAAUAUUUCAGAACCCCAUGCACAAAAUGCCCUUCUUUCUGACAGAUAUCACUGAAAUGGGUGUCUUGGGAUAUUAUUUGCCAGCAUUUAUUCUGUAAACGGUGAAAAUUGUCACUAGUCACUAUUUUAGACAAUCAGAAAAACUGUCUGCCUGUGAGUUGUCUGGCAUUGCUGGCAUCAGGUUGACAGACAUGUUUUUACAGGGUGCGAUUUGGGGAUUUUGGAGAGCAGGUAUAUUGUUAGCAAAAUGGUAAAAGUUAAAGGGUUAGUUCACUCAAAAAAAAAAAAAAAUUGCCAGUGUUUUACUCACCCUCGAGGCAUCCGAGGUGUGUAUGACUUUCCUCUUUCGGACAAAUCCAAUCAAAAGUUAUAUAAAAAAAAUAAAUAAAUUGUCCUGGCUCUACCAAGCUUCAUCAUUGACACCAAAUAAAGUGCGCGCAUCUAUAAUAAAAGACACGACUUCGGGCGUGAAUAAAGGCUUCUUGUAGUGAAUCCAUGCAUAUGCAUUGAAAUAUCCAUAUUUCAAACGUAAUAAAUACUUCUCUCUCACACAUCUGACUGUCGUAUGCAGAAGCCGUUCCAGCGGACGUAUGUGCAGCGUACGCACCUCUGAGAUAUGCUAGUCUCGCGGGUUUGUUUACAGGAGCAAAGGAAGCAACGUUUCCUUACUUUAGCAAAGGAAAACCAGUCUCCUCUUGGCUUAUAUUGAAAUCCUCCAACAUUUUCCUCGGUUUAUACUUCUCAAUCUUGACCAUUUUUUUUUUUUUUUUUUUGUUCUCUCUCUGAAUCAUGCAACGCCAACAUCUUCAGUCAUCCACUGGAACAGCUUCUGCAUAUUACAGUCAGAUGAAGUGAGAGAGAAGUUUUUAUUACGUUUGAUUUAUGGAUGCACAUUUUAUUAUGGAUGCACAAGUUUUAUGUGACAUCUUGUGGACUAUUGAAAAAAUAAAACCUCUAGGAUGAGUAAAACAUAGUCUUAUUUUCAUUUUUGGAUGAACAUUAUGGCUGAAAUCUCGCAGUCUUGGAAAACCUGGAUAUAUGAGGUUACCCUAAUUUAAUUGUGAUUUAGUGUGAUUUCUAAGAUUGGAAAAGUAAUCUUAAUUUUAAAAAAUCAUAUAACUCCAUGGGAUAAAAAAAAAAAAAAAACUUUAUCCAGUAAAUUCUGAAAAACUGUAAAAGUCAUGAGACUUUUUAAUAUUGUUUAGAACAAUGGGUGGUUCUGGAUUCAGAAAGGUUUAGUACCACUGCUCUAAACAGUUUUUAUGGCUUGAAAAGCAUUUAAAUGGAUAUCUUUUAUCUGAUUAGUUGACGUCACAUCCCAUUCCCAAUGAACCUUCCAUUUAUUUUUUCAGCAUGAAACUCCGUUUCAUUUCCAUCCAUAUUCAUUAGUAUUGUUCAUUCUAGAAGGGAGAUUCUCUGUUUCGGGUCUCAGUGAGUUAUAUUUAUUUAUUGGGCAUUUGUUAUUCCUUCAAAGGUACCUGUUGAAUGUGAAGGUGAUGUUGUUUUUUUGUGGGGGGCGUGGAUAAUCAGCCUCCGAGGACUCAUGUGAUUAGCAAUAAGUCAGUGACUAACGGCUAGUCACUAAAAUAAUGUAGAAUCCAGAAUGAUCUUAGUUAUGAGGAAGUGCCAAAUAACUGACCGUAGAACUUGCAUCAUUAGUUUUAUAUGUAUCAGAAUUACUCAGUAUUGAUAUUUAGUUUGUGCCUUUUUUUUUGUUAGAAUAGGAAUGCUAGGCUAUUGCUGCCAAUGAUACAGUAUAUAUAGUAUUUCACUUGCCAGUUUGUGUUUAAGUUAGCCAAAGAAGCACUUUUUUUUACUUGUUUGUGCAUUUUGUUCCAUAAUAACUAUCAGCUUUGUGAUAUAAAAUAUACAAUCAAAACAUCAAUACAUGAACAUUUGUUUUGAUUUUAAUAAAAAUAAAUAAAUAAGCACAGGAAGAUUGAAUGUAAUGCUUUGUGAAUAUUAAAAAAAAAGUAAUAUGCUCAGUGCUCAAAGUGCCAUUUAAAUGACUAACUUGUUAAUAAAUGCUGUUUCAACAUGAUGUUGUAAGGAAUGGAGAAAAGGUGAGGAAAAAAUAAACUGUAAUAUA